This is a messenger RNA of Maylandia zebra (zebra mbuna), 807 nucleotides long. RefSeq names its product polymeric immunoglobulin receptor-like. Lineage: Eukaryota; Metazoa; Chordata; Actinopteri; Cichliformes; Cichlidae. Gene Ontology annotation, molecular function: transmembrane signaling receptor activity. Gene Ontology annotation, cellular component: plasma membrane. The record is from RefSeq and is a predicted model, not a curated record.
UCUGCUGUUGAGCUGGAAGUUGAAGAGUGGUGCUGUGUAAAAUCAACUACAAUAAAUGGUACUGCAGGAUAUCCACUAACUUUGCAGUGUCCUUAUCCUCGACAAUAUCGGCAUAACAGCAAGUUCCUCUGUAAGGGAGACCACCGCAACAAUUGCACAAAGAUGGCGGUGAGUCAAAGGAGGUUCACACUGCAAGAUAAUGCUACUUCCAGUUCUUUCAUGAUGAAGAUCACAGCACUGGAAGCAGAUGAUGCUGGGACAUACUGGUGUGGAACAGACUCACAGUGGGGAGUUGGAAACUACACCAAGAUUGAGCUGUCAGUCUUUCUGCAGCACACCAGCACUGUAACUCCAGGCACCACAGUGGGAACAAGAAUCCCAGAUGCAGCACUCUAUGUGGUUUACACAGUACCCGUUGCGCUGCUGCUAAUGUGUGUUCUAGUAAUUGUCUAUAAGUACAGAUGUCUCAAAGCUGGGGACACCACGAGCAAACAUACACCCAAGACAAAGAGCUCAAAGGAAGUGAUGGGUGCAACAGGAAGCAGAAUUUAUGAAAAUCAAGAAAGUGUCUUGACCUACAAAAAGCAACGCACCUGUAGCCACCAUGAAGAUCCAGGUAGAGAUGAAGAGGUCUACACAAACAUGCCCACAACAGAAGAAAUCCACUUUUGCAAGAGCAGCAGAGUGAAGGCAGCCAAUGCCAAAGGAGUCGGUGAACUGAACUUUAGACUCCAGUUGAGUUGUCUGAGAGGAGAAUUUGGAAGAAGCUCCUUGAUCUCACAGACAGUCUAUCCUAUCCAUGCAUAG